UAAUAUCACCAUGAAUGCAGUUGCAUGGAUGGACAUUGCCUUAAAAAAAGCUGAGGCUUCAUUAAAAGUUGGUGAAGUUCCGGUUGGAUGUUUAUUUAUAUAUAAUAAUGAAAUUAUUGCAGAAAGUAAUAAUACUGUUAAUGAAACUUGUAACGCAACGAGACAUGCUGAAAUGAAUUGCAUUGAUCAAGUUUUAGUAUUCUGUAAAGAAAAAUGCUUAGAUUAUAAGGAAGUUUUUUCUAACAUUGAUGUUGUUGUUACUGUAGAACCAUGUAUAAUGUGUACAUCUGCAUUAUAUCAAUUACGAGUACGCAGUAUUAUUUAUGGCUGUAGAAAUGAUAGAUUUGGAGGAUGUAUAAGUGUUUUUAAAGUAUCCAACGUUUAUGAUACCAAAAUAACAAUACUAGGAAAUAUAAAAAGUGAAGAAGCAAUAAAUUUACUUAAAAAUUUUUAUGAAGGUACAAAUCCAAACGCACCAGAGUCUAAAGCUAAAAAGAGUUAGAAAAUUAAAAAUGAAG
Molecule: messenger RNA, 518 nt
Organism: Vespula vulgaris
Lineage: Eukaryota; Metazoa; Arthropoda; Insecta; Hymenoptera; Vespidae
Product: tRNA-specific adenosine deaminase 2
Exons: 1
Coding region: 11-502 (163 amino acids)
Biological process (GO): tRNA wobble adenosine to inosine editing
Cellular component (GO): cytoplasm; nucleus
Molecular function (GO): tRNA-specific adenosine-34 deaminase activity
Source: RefSeq, a predicted model, not a curated record